CAUUCCAUUUAUUAUUGCCCUCUACUCCACCUCCCUCUCUCUCUCCCCCUCCCUCUAUACACAUUCUUUCUUUGCCCAGAUUUCUUCUCAUCAAACCCACUUCUCAUAUUCCUCAUUAACACCAACACUCUCCGAAGCAGAGAACAGAGACCCACCCCGGUUGAGCCUCUUGGUGUGUUUCUGAAGAAGAAGAAGAAGCUGUUUGCGGAGGAGCAGUGAACAAUGGAGGCUGCACUUGGUGGGUUCUUCGUGGUAAGUUGAGUUCUUUGAGAAGAGAUUGCUCUCUGGCUUUCGCAGAACAAGUAUAGAACGAUAAUGGGUUCAUGAAAAAUCCGGAAAAGAUGAAACUGUUCGACAUUUGGGUCCCGAAAAGUUAGAAUAAUCUUUGUUCAAUGGAUUUGGUGCAAAAUUCUGCAUGGCGUAGUUCUUGGCUUUUGGAGUAUUAUAGAUUACAGAUCGACCAGACAAACUUAUCGUAGCACUAAGGACUCAGCAGAGGACAGUAGUGGCAGUCAACACUCUGUUCUGUUGUCGGUCUUUGGCGUGUCGGAUCUUUUCUUAAAAUGGAAAGGAGGAGGAGGGGAAGCGGCUUUCAGUUGCUUCUUCCCCUUGAGCUCUUUCUUCGGCUUGCUUUGGUGCUGAACUUGUGGAGCUCUGCCUCGGCCUUAGGCUCGAUGUCCUCAAUUGCCAUCUCAUAUGGUGAAAACGGCCCGGUCUUUUGUGGUCUCAGCUCAGAUGGUUCCCACCUCGUGAACUGUUACGGGUCGAACUCGGCAAUAAUCUAUGGACUUCCCACCCAUUUGCCGUUUCUCGGGUUAACUGCCGGUGAUGGGUUUGUCUGCGGGCUUCUGAUGGCCACGAGUCAGCCUUACUGCUGGGGAAGCAGCAGCUACAUUCAGAUGGGCGUCCCUCAACCCAUCACAAAAGGGGCUGAGUACAGCGAGAUCAGCGCUGGGGAUUACCACUUGUGUGGGCUGAGAAAGCCUGUGAUCAAGCGCAGGGGUGGGAAUUUCUCGUUAGUCGAUUGCUGGGGAUAUAAUAUGACUGCAACCUAUGUCUUUAACGGACCUGUGGGGUUGAUAUCAGCGGGCUCUGGCUUCAACUGCGGGCUUUUCUCGAUUAAUAAGACAGUAUUCUGUUGGGGCGACCAGACGAGCAGUGGGGUCAUUAGCUUGGUCCCCAAGCAACUCAGGUUCCAAAAGAUAGCAGCGGGUGGGUACCAUGUCUGUGGGAUCCAAGAAGGCGAGAAUUCUCGGGUUUUCUGUUGGGGGAGGAGUCUCAACAUCGAGGAGGAAAUCUCAGUGGGAUAUUCUUCGUAUUCACGUCAGGUGAGUCCAAUGCCGAGAGACCCAAUGGUCUCUAUUGUUGGGGGAAAAUUUCAUGCUUGCGGGAUCAAAGCAUCCAACCACACUGUAACCUGCUGGGGCUUUAUGAUGAAAAGUAGUACUCCUGCCCCGAGCAAUGCUAGAGUUCUCGAAAUUGCAGCAGGAAAUUACUUCACUUGUGGGGUCCUCGCCGAGAAAUCUCUGAUGCCCGUCUGUUGGGGCGUUGGCUUCCCGACUUCACUCCCCAUAGCUGUGUCUCCUGGGCUCUGCAAGUUGACUCCCUGUUCUCCUGGUUCGUAUGAGUUUAGCCCCCAUGGUGGUAAUGCUCCGUGUAGCUCCCCGGGUUCGAGGGUUUGCUUGCCUUGCAGCAGUCCAUGCCCUAACGAGAUGUAUGAGAGAGAGAAGUGCUCUCUGAGGUCUGAUCGGAAAUGCUGGUACAACUGUUCAGGUUGCUUCUCAUCUGAAUGCUUCUCGAACUGUUCAAAUUCGGGCAAUGGGAAGAGGGAUGAUCGAAAUGAUAGAUUCUGGGCUCUUCAGUUGCCUGUCAUUGUUGCAGAGAUUGUAUUUGCUAUAUUUGUGGUAAUAGUCGUGUCAAUAACUGCUGUUCUAUAUGUCCGCUACAAGUUGCGAAAUUGCGAAUGCUCGGGAGGAAAAUUGAGCGUCAAGAAAGGGAAUAAACUGCAUGCGGUGAAUUCUCCUAAUGAUAAUGUUGUGAUCGGAUCUGACUUCGAUGAGCUCAAGAUCAGGAGGGCUCGAAUGUUUACUUAUGAAGAGCUUGAGCGGGCAACCGACGGUUUUAAGGAAGAAUCCCAGGUGGGGAAAGGAAGCUUUUCUUGCGUGUUCAAAGGGGUACUGAAGGAUGGGACGGUGGUAGCGGUGAAGAGGGCUAUAAUGUCCUCGUCUACUGAUAACAAGCAGAAAAACUCAAAGGAAUUCCGGACAGAGUUGGACCUCUUAUCAAGAUUGAACCAUGCCCACUUGCUCAAUUUGCUCGGGUACUGCGAAGGAGGAGAGAGGCUCUUAGUGUAUGAGUUCAUGGCCCAUGGAUCGCUGCACCAGCACCUCCAUGGGAAAGAUCGGGCCCUAAAGGAGCAGUUGGACUGGGUGCGACGGGUCACAAUUGCAGUCCAGGCAGCUCGAGGAAUCGAAUACUUGCAUGGGUAUGCCUGCCCACCUGUUAUUCACCGGGACAUUAAGUCCUCGAACAUCCUCAUUGACGAAGAGCACAAUGCCCGAGUGGCUGAUUUCGGGCUCUCCCUGCUGGGUCCUGCAGACAGUGGGUCCCCGCUGGCAGAACUGCCAGCUGGGACACUCGGCUACCUGGAUCCCGAGUAUUACAGGCUCCACUACCUAACCACCAAGUCAGAUGUGUACAGCUUCGGGGUCCUGCUGCUGGAGAUCCUUAGUGGUCGCAAAGCGAUUGAUAUGCAGUAUGAGGAGGGCAACAUAGUCGAGUGGGCAGUCCCUUUGAUAAAAACUGGGGAUGUGUCCAGGAUCCUGGACCCUGACCUGAAGGCCCCAAGCGAUCUUGAAGCAUUGAAACGGAUUGCAAAUGCGGCAUGUAAGUGCGUAAGGAUGAGGGGCAAAGAUCGGCCCUCGAUGGAUAAGGUGACAACAGCUUUAGAACGGGCUCUAGCACAGUUGAUGGGAAGCCCGUGCACGGACCAGCCCAUUUUACCGACCGAGGUUGUGCUCGGGAGCAGUCGGCUCCACAAGAAGUCAUCCCAGCGGUCCUCAAACCAGUCGAUCUCUGAGGCUGACAUGGUGGAACCCGAGGACCAGAGGAUUGAGUUCAGGGCUCCCUCAUGGAUUACCUUCCCAAGUGUGACCUCAUCCCAGAGACGGAAGUCAUCAGUCUCAGAGGCUGAUAUCGAAGGCAAGAACUUGGAGCCGAGAAAUACGGGACGUGUAGGAAGUGGACUCGGGGAUGGGCUGAGGUGCCUGGAGGAAGAGAUCGGGCCCGCUUCCCCACACGAGAACUUGUUUUUGCAGCACAACUUCUAAUGUGAACUCGAAUGAGAAGCAAGGCUGCUAAUGCUACCUUGUCAUCACUGAUUGCUCUGGCUCUGGACUAUCACUGGCGCUACAGUGGGAACUUGGUUAACAGCUUCUUGAUAGACGCGGUUGGGCUUGGAUCCUUCCGCUGCCAAUCUUUCGUUUUUGAUUCAAUGUGUGCAACCGAGUGUAGUAACUUUCUGACGAUUCGGGUGGGUCUUUAGAUUUCUAGAGAAGUCCUCACUGUACUUAAGAAAUUAUUUGCCAUCACCUUCUUGAUUGAUCUCUUCUCUGAGGGUAACUGCAUUGUAAUUUUUUCUGUUAUAGAUAAUUAUGUAUUGGUGGGGCUGCCUGCCAUGCCAGUUUUGGCUAUUGAACAGCAGUUUGUACCUAUCUAUCUAUUGCUGUAAUGCAAUGUGAUGUAAUGAGAGUUGUAAUU
Punica granatum (pomegranate) is the source of this 3759-nucleotide messenger RNA. Lineage: Eukaryota; Viridiplantae; Streptophyta; Magnoliopsida; Myrtales; Lythraceae. The record is from RefSeq and is a predicted model, not a curated record.